Molecule: messenger RNA, 1046 nt
Organism: Penaeus monodon (black tiger shrimp)
Lineage: Eukaryota; Metazoa; Arthropoda; Malacostraca; Decapoda; Penaeidae
Exons: 4
Coding region: 393-971 (192 amino acids)
Source: RefSeq, a predicted model, not a curated record
CGCUGCACGUUGUCGCGUCUAGAGCCGUGGUGAGACCCACGUGGUUCGUCGGACGUAGGGCGAGUGCCGGCAUUCCCCCGCCGCGACGACAACGGCGAAGACACGCAGCUCUCUGAAGUUCUUAAAAGUUGGCCCAGUGUUAAAAACCACCUGUAGACCUAAAACUUAGUUGUAGUGAGUAACCUAACUGUGCAGUGUUGAUAUUGUGCACGUAGUUGGAAUGCAUUGUCAGUGAAACACGAGAAGUGAAAAAAGCACGUUUCGUCGUGAUUUAGCGCUAGUCAGUGUUAACAUUCACAUGACAAGGGAACACCGGGUGAAGUACGUUAUCGAUAUUGUGGCCUUAGCAUAAUUUACACUGUUGGAAAUUCAUAUUACCCUUCACCGACGCAAUGUCCACCGUGGCUAAGAGUGAUGACGGAGAUGUUUCUCUGCCAGAGGAAAGGGGUAUCCCCCUCAAUAUUCUCCGGCAUGAUUCAGAAGCGAAAGAUGGAAAGGCUGUGAGGUUUGCGGAUGCGAAUAUCGGCCAAGGAAUGGAGAACGCCAACAUGAAACACGCUGUCAAAGAAAACGAGGGCAAUAGGCCUUUCAAAGAAAACGAUGCAUCCACGGACUAUUCCAGGGGGGACGAUUCUCUUGAAACUCGGGCGUCAAUUAAGAGGCUGGAGUUCAAGAGGACACGAGCCAACUCUUACCGUCGGUCGCUGCAGUACAUCGACGACACACCGGAUAGCCAGGCCGAGGAGGACAUCGAUGCGUUCUCCCCUCAGACAGUAGGGAAGCUUGUCAGCGGCUCAGUGAGGAUAUCAGAAGCAAAACUGAAGGAAAGAGAAGAAAGUAGAGACGAUGAUAAGGAAGAGGGCGAGCUAGCAGUGCCUGGGGGCGGCGGCAAGUCCCGUCGCCGCUACAGGAGCCGGUCGCUGUCCCAGUCUUCCACGGACUCUUACUCCACCUAUUGUAAGUUUGGCUGAAAUUUUGACCUUCCGUUUGGUGUGGCGUGUGGUGGGUAGUGAGAGAGAGAACGGCGAGGCGACCCCAGGUUUGGU